This is a messenger RNA of Uranotaenia lowii, 1665 nucleotides long. Its product is annotated as pickpocket protein 28-like. Bases 1 to 1665 code for a protein of 554 amino acids. Gene Ontology annotation, cellular component: membrane. The transcript has 4 exons. Gene Ontology annotation, molecular function: ligand-gated sodium channel activity. NCBI's taxonomy places the organism in Eukaryota, Metazoa, Arthropoda, Insecta, Diptera, Culicidae. Gene Ontology annotation, biological process: sodium ion transmembrane transport. The record is from RefSeq and is a predicted model, not a curated record.
AUGGCCGCAUUGAAACCGUUUCCUGCCAAGAAGCAUCGCGUGCGUCCGCUCAAACGAUUAAUGGAUGAGUUCUGCAGUAAUAGUGCCAUCCAUGGGGUUAAAUAUUUUGUUGGCGCCCAUAGAGCACUGAUUGAGAAAACCUGGUGGAUAUUGGUGUUUCUGGUUUCCCUGGCAGGUUGUGGAAUUCUGAUCCGAACCAUUUUCUUCAAAUGGCUCAGUGAGCCGGUGAUUUUAACGUAUGCCCAGAAGGCGGUUCCGGUUUUUAUGAUCCCUUUUCCUGCUGUCACCAUUUGUCCGGAAACGAAAGCCAAAAUGCGUAACUUCAACUUUACCAAGAUGUACCACACCACUUCCAGGGCAAAUUAUCGAGCCAAUGAAACCGAUGAACAAUUACAGAAACUGGAAGUGAUGCUUCAAAUUUGCGAGUUUGUGUUCAACCGAAUGACGAGCAACCGAAGCUUCGAUGAUGAUUGCGUUAAGCUGAUGCGUCGUUUGGCGAUACCACCGCAUGAAAUUUUCAUCCUGUGCCGCUGGCGAAACAAAGCUUUCAAUUGCUUCGAGGAGUUCUCGAUCACUCUAACCGAUGUGGGAAUUUGCUUUACCUUCAAUUCGGCCGCUGAAAAGGAUAUUAUGCGCGUUGAUCAACUGAUUCCCAACCAGAGGUACAUGUCGGCCGCGAGAUCGUCAAACAAUUGGUCCCUGGAAGAAGGAUAUCCCCAGGGAGCCAGCAUUCAUACCUACCCUAGGAGGGUAAUUGGAGCGGGUAUAACCUCUGGCCUGUCAAUACUGCUGAAGUCCAACAUAAGUGAUUUUGACUACCUUUGUGGGAACUCAUUUCAAGGAUUCCGGGCACUGCUACACAUGCCGACAGAGUACCCACUGCUCAUCAACCAGCACUUCCGGAUACCUCUGGAGCAUGAAACGACCGUUGCCGUCUUACCCCAGGUGAUUAUCACCUCCGAGAGUGUUCAAUCCUAUCAACCGAAACGUCGAAAGUGUUUCUUCGACCACGAGCGUUAUUUGCGGUUCUUCCGGGUCUACACCCAGAGCAACUGCGAGCACGAGUGUUUGGCGAAUUUCACGAUACGGCGAUGUGGCUGUGUAGCGUUUUACAUGCCCCGAGCACCCGGAGUGAGGAUUUGCGGUUUAGGGUUGAAAAAGUGCUACCAGGAUGCGAUGAUCGAGCUGCUAGAGAUGGAAGCCAACCUUUACGGUCGCUCCCAGCGCUUUGUGAAAGAGUGCUCUUGUUUGCCGGGUUGUACCUCGAUACUCUACAACACGGAAAUAUCCCAGGCAUCGUUCGAUUGGACCAAAGUUAUUACGAUAGAAUCUAAACUAGGGAAGGCUCUCGAAGGAACACAACUGGCACAUCUACAGGUGUUUUUCAAAGACUCUCGGCUAAGACCAAUCGAACGUAACGAGCUGUACGGUUCAACUGACUUGAUAGCUAAUUGUGGAGGACUCCUGGGACUGUUUAUGGGUGUUAGUUUGUUGAGUUUAAUGGAGAUUAUGUACUUUUGUGCGGUUAGACCACUCAUCAAGUGGUUGUUACCAGUUUUUGUGGAGCCUAAAAUUAACCACAAACUCGCGAAAGUGAAUUUGCUGGAGGUUCAACCCAUUCACCAGGGAAACGAGUUCAUCAAACCAAAGAUAGUUGUUUACUAA